Molecule: messenger RNA, 5571 nt
Organism: Ceratotherium simum simum (southern white rhinoceros)
Lineage: Eukaryota; Metazoa; Chordata; Mammalia; Perissodactyla; Rhinocerotidae
Gene: RC3H1
Product: ring finger and CCCH-type domains 1
Biological process (GO): nuclear-transcribed mRNA catabolic process, deadenylation-dependent decay; ubiquitin-dependent protein catabolic process; protein polyubiquitination
Cellular component (GO): cytoplasmic stress granule
Molecular function (GO): metal ion binding; double-stranded RNA binding; ubiquitin protein ligase activity
Source: RefSeq, a predicted model, not a curated record
AGGCGGAGCCUCGCCCUCGUCUCCGCCCCAGUCUCCGGGGCGGGCCGGAGUCCGAGGAAGAGGAAGGGGACGAGGACAACGAGCGACGGGGCGGAGGAGGAGGAGGAAGAGGAGGCAGAGCAACAAGAUGGCCCCUGCUGCAGGAGCAGCCUCAGCAGCAGCAGGUGGGAGCUCGGAGGCGGCGCUGGCGGUGGCGGCGGCGGCCGUGGCUCGGCGGCCUGGGAAAGAGUCAGAGUCGACGGUGGCAGCAGCGGCGGCGGCGGCUGCCGCGGCGGCGGCGACGGCCGCGGGGACUCGGAGCUGAGAGGAGCUGCUGCUCGGACCAGCGCGGUUAUAUUUCACACUAUGUGCUGACUGUAUCUACAGAAGAUAUUUAAAAAAAAAAAAGAUAAACUUUUUUCAAAGAUUUUGAUUCCAGUGGAAUCUUUGCUUUAGAUUUUGUGUGUGUGUGUGUCUGUUAGUGAAUUGUAACUCCAGAAGCAAUGCCUGUACAAGCUCCACAGUGGACGGAUUUCCUGUCCUGCCCAAUUUGCACUCAGACUUUUGACGAAACAAUUCGAAAGCCCAUCAGUUUGGGUUGUGGCCAUACUGUCUGCAAGAUGUGCCUGAAUAAACUUCACCGCAAGGCUUGCCCAUUUGACCAGACCACUAUCAAUACAGACAUUGAGCUCCUUCCCGUGAACUCAGCGUUGCUGCAGCUAGUGGGUGCUCAGGUCCCAGAACAGCAGCCCAUUACUUUGUGUAGUGGGGUUGAAGAUACAAAGCAUUAUGAGGAAGCCAAGAAAUGUGUAGAAGAAUUAGCAUUGUACCUGAAACCACUCAGCAGUGCUAGAGGAGUGGGUCUGAAUAGCACUACUCAGAGUGUUCUGAGUCGCCCAAUGCAGAGAAAGCUGGUGACUCUGGUCCACUGCCAGCUAGUGGAAGAAGAAGGCAGGAUUCGUGCCAUGAGGGCAGCACGAUCUUUAGGUGAACGAACAGUUACAGAGCUCAUUCUCCAGCACCAGAAUCCUCAGCAACUCUCUUCCAAUCUUUGGGCAGCAGUCAGGGCUAGGGGCUGCCAGUUCCUUGGACCAGCAAUGCAGGAGGAAGCCCUAAAGCUGGUUCUCCUUGCCUUAGAAGAUGGUUCUGCUUUGUCAAGAAAAGUAUUGGUUCUCUUUGUGGUGCAAAGGUUGGAGCCACGGUUUCCUCAAGCCUCUAAAACUAGCAUUGGGCAUGUUGUCCAGCUCCUUUAUAGAGCCUCCUGCUUCAAGGUCACCAAACGUGAUGAAGACUCUUCUUUGAUGCAGCUGAAAGAAGAAUUUAGAACCUAUGAAGCUCUGCGGCGAGAACAUGACUCCCAGAUAGUGCAGAUUGCGAUGGAAGCAGGCUUACGAAUUGCACCAGACCAAUGGUCCUCUUUGCUUUAUGGAGACCAGUCUCACAAAUCUCAUAUGCAGUCCAUUAUUGACAAGUUACAGACCCCAGCCUCUUUUGCACAAAGUGUUCAGGAACUAACAAUUGCUCUCCAGCGGACUGGCGAUCCAGCAAACUUGAACCGCCUAAGACCCCAUUUGGAGCUAUUAGCAAACAUCGACCCUAGUCCAGAUGCUCCUCCUCCUACUUGGGAACAGCUAGAAAAUGGGCUGGUUGCUGUGCGUACAGUGGUACAUGGGCUGGUUGAUUAUAUCCAGAACCACAGCAAAAAAGGAGCAGAUCAACAGCAGCCUCCACAGCAUAGCAAAUACAAAACAUACAUGUGUCGAGAUAUGAAGCAGAGAGGAGGAUGCCCUCGUGGAGCCAGCUGUACAUUUGCACACUCACAAGAGGAACUGGAAAAAUUUCGUAAAAUGAACAAACGCCUGGUGCCCAGAAGACCCCUGAGUGCUUCUUUGGGUCAGCUUAAUGAGGUGGGCCUGCCUUCAGCAGCUAUUCUUCCAGAUGAAGGUGCAGUGGAUCUGCCUGGCAGAAAACCCCCUGCUCUGCCAAAUGGAAUUGUGUCAGCAGGGAAUACAGCACAGCUGAUUCCACGAGGGACAGAUCCCAGCUAUGAUUCUAGUCUGAAACCAGGAAAGAUAGAUCAUCUGAGCAGUAGUGCUCCUGGAUCCCCUCCUGACCUGCUAGAAUCUGUCCCUAAAAGUAUAUCUGCCUUACCUGUGAAUCCACAUCCUGUACCUCCAAGGGGGCCAACAGACCUGCCUCCAUUGCCUGUCACCAAACCACUUCAGAUGGUACCACGAGGUUCUCAGUUAUAUCCAGCGCAACAGGCAGAUGUUUAUUAUCAGGAUCCUCGAGGAGCUGCUCCACCAUUUGAACCAGCACCUUAUCAGCAGGGUAUGUACUAUACUCCACCCCCACAGUGUGUGUCCCGCUUUGUCAGACCUCCACCAUCUGCUCCUGAACCAGGUCCUCCCUACUUGGAUCAUUAUCCACCCUACCUCCAAGAUCGUGUAGUAAACUCUCAAUAUGGCACACAGCCACAACAGUACCCGCCUAUGUACCCACCACACUAUGAUGGCCGUCGAGUAUACUCAGCUCAGUCUUAUACGAGAGAAGAGAUUUUCCGAGAAAGUCCUAUACCCAUUGAAAUUCCACCUGCAGCAGUACCAUCCUAUGUACCAGAAUCCAGAGAAAGAUACCCACAGAUGGAGGGUUACUAUCCAGUGGCUCCUCAUCCAACUCAGAUCAGACCUUCGUACAUCAGAGAGCCUCCUUACAGCCGGCUUCCUCCUCCUCCCCAGCCCCAUCCUAGUCUAGAUGAGCUACAUCGCAGACGAAAGGAAAUAAUGGCCCAAUUAGAGGAAAGGAAGGUUAUCUCUCCACCUCCUUUUGCACCUUCACCAACAUUGCCUCCUGCCUUCCAUCAAGAGGAAUUUUUGGAUGAAGACUUGAAGGUAGCUGGGAAAUACAAAGGAAAUGAUUAUAGCCAGUACUCUCCCUGGUCAUGUGACACCAUCGGCUCCUACAUUGGAACCAAAGAUGCAAAACCCAAAGAUGUUGUGGCAGCAGGGAGUGUGGAAAUGAUGAAUGUGGAGAGUAAAGGAAUGAGAGACCAGCGAUUGGAUCUUCAGAGAAGAACAGCAGAAACUAGUGAUGAUGACCUCAUCCCAUUUGGAGAUCGACCAACAGUAUCUCGGUUUGGUGCCAUCUCUCGAACUUCCAAAACAAUAUAUCAGGGUGCUGGCCCAAUACAGGCUAUGGCACCUCAGGGAGCUCCCACAAAACCUAUUAACAUUUCAGAUUAUAGUCCAUAUGGAACCCAUGGUGGCUGGGGAGGUUCUCCGUAUUCACCUCAUCAAAACAUACCUUCUCAGGGACACUUCAGUGAGAGGGAGAGAAUGUCCAUAUCAGAAGUCGCCGGUCAUGGAAAACCCCUUCCAUCUGCUGAGAGGGAACAGCUACGGCUAGAAUUGCAGCAACUAAACCAUCAAAUUAGCCAACAGACCCAGCUACGUGGACUAGAGGCUGUUAGUAACAGGCUGGUGUUUCAGAGGGAGGCGAACACCCUGGCAGGCCAGUCACAGCCCCCACCACCACCUCCAAAAUGGCCUGGAAUGAUCUCAAGUGAGCAGUUGAGCUUGGAACUGCACCAGGUGGAAAGGGAAAUCGGGAAGAGAACUCGGGAACUGAGUAUGGAGAACCAGUGUUCUCUGGACAUGAAAAGCAAAUCGAAUACAAGUAAGCAAGCAGAAAAUGGACAACCGGAACCACAACAUAAGGUUCCCACUGAGGACCUUACACUGACAUUCAGUGAUGUACCAAAUGGAUCAGCCUUGACACAAGAGAAUAUCAGCCUCCUAUCAAACAAGACCAGCUCUCUGAACCUGUCAGAGGACCCUGAGGGAGGAGGGGACAACAAGGACUCCCAGAGAUCAGGAGUUACACCCAGUUCUGCUCCCUAAAAUAUGAGGAGUCCUACUUUUAUCUUCUGCUCCUAAUCAAUUUGUGGGGCAUAGGGGUAGGAGAACAGAUAACUUCUAAACUUUUUCUCUGAGAGUGGUCAGAGAAAUCCAGGAAAAGCAUUGGAGGCAAUGUGCACAAACACCACUACUAAAAACAAAUCCUGCACAUAGUUCACAUUAAUGCAUUUUUUAAUUUAAAAGAAAAAGAAAAAGAAAAUUAGCAGUAUCUGCAAGCAAUUCAGAUUAAAUUUGUUUUUGUUCUGUGAAUGAACUUUAUUUUAAUAACUUUGGACGCCUUGGAUCCAGGGCUUUAAAAAAAAAGAAGAUAUUAUAUAUACACUCUGUUUGAUUAAUUGUAUGAUCUUAAUGAAGUAGGUUUUUCUUGUAUUUUGGUAUUAUUACAUACCCAGUGUAUAAUUCCUUACCCCUAGUCCUUUCCAACUCUCACAACCCCAUAAGUUAAAACAGACAAAAAGCACUUUCUGAGAAUUCUGUGGUGCUUGAGAAACAAAGAGACAGUAAUAGACUAGUUCUUAGAAAAUGUGCAGCAAACCAACUUUUCUGAGAGCUGUUAUUUAGAAGCCAUAGUUUUCUUUCCCUUUAUGGGUCACUAGCUUCAUGUGUAGGUAUGUUUUCCAUAUGGCAUUAAAACUUUUUUUGUUGUUCAGGAGAGUUUUAUCUCUUGUUUUUGUUUUUAUUUCAACUUUUCAGAGAGAUAAUGACCAAUUAAUUUUGAAGUGCUCAUUUCCAUAUUAUGGGUCCUUUUCAUUGAUUUAAUGUAAUCAGAAAGCCAAGCCCAUGUUUUAGAUUGUUUGAUUAGAUUUAAAUGGAGCUUAUUUUAAGAAUGAACUGUAAUUUAUUAGCACUGCAAAUACACAGUUGGUGCAUUGCCUCUAUUGAGCUGAUACUUGGAAAUUUGGAGCUGUGCUUUUCCAAAUUGAACUUUUGUUGAAAUCCUAGAAUGUUCAAAAAUCAGGACCAUCAACCAUAUUUUAAAACUGCAACACUUGAUUUGAACUUAAAAUGAACAGAGCCACAUUAUUUCAAUGGAUGUUUUUGUUUUACUCUCAAAAUCCAAAAGUGUAAAGUAAAAUCCCUGGAGCCUCUGGCUUUCAAAGAGAUUUGGCAAAUACAAACUGACGAGAGCUUAAGGAUAGUUUACAAAUUGAUCACUUGUUGCUGUUCGGAAUCAUUAGCACAAGUAGGUAGUAAGUACCUAGACGUCAAUUUUCAUAGACCUGGCUUUACAAUAUUGAAAAGAGUCUUCAUGAAAAUGUUGAAAAGAGUAAGGAAGAAUUGUCAUUAUUUAGUUCUGCUGCACAUAUUCUGAUGCCACGUGUCUAUACUGAACUAAGACCCUAUAAAACAUGUUUAGUGGGAAUUAUUUGACAUAGUCACCCUCCCCACCCCUCUGUUUGCCUGAUUUUUAAAAAUUUCCCUCUCUGGAUUAUACUACUAAAACAGAAAGCACUGGUUAUGUAAUAAGUUACUGCAUUGCUUUGGUUGGGUAAAAGCAAGAGUUUAUAUUUUUCUUGUUUCUUAUUUUCUUAACUCUUAACUCCUGCUGAGGUCAUAACAGCCUCAGUCUAAGCUCUGUGUCCAUCAUACUGUUAACUGAAACAAAUGGGGGGGUGGGGAGGGUUAAUACAGUCCUGUCAUUGCCUACCAGUAGGAGAGUCCAAACAGAACACUC